Messenger RNA from Homarus americanus (American lobster), 1637 nucleotides. RefSeq lists its product as uncharacterized. The transcript is spliced from 6 exons. The coding region runs from base 238 to 1194 and encodes 318 amino acids. Lineage: Eukaryota; Metazoa; Arthropoda; Malacostraca; Decapoda; Nephropidae. The record is from RefSeq and is a predicted model, not a curated record.
UCCCUUUCCCUGCCUUUACUUCAAACUUAUUUUUUAUAACAUGGCGUAACGUUCAUGAAGAGUCACUGUAUUUUCCCAAAUAUAAACAAAUGAAUAAUUUACCCAAAAAACUAACACUAAAAACCAUACGUGAUUAUGAGGCCUACAAUAGCCAACAUAUUACCAACGUAUAAUUUUGAGAAGCCACAGCCAGUGAACCGAACGCAGUGCCUAUGAGGAAGAUCAAUACACACAACAAUGUCAGACGACGCACCACAACCCCCGUCCAGUUUCUACAAUAAUCUUUCUUGUUCCUUCGCAAAACUCACUCACUUCAUUGAUAAUAACAUCAGGAUUAUACAGUAUUGUAUCUACGUGGGCGGGGCAGCAGGCGUUCUGCUAGUGCUGCACAGUGCUCGAGCGUUCACAAAGUUUGUGCACAUCCAGGACAUCCCAAAGGAAUUUAUAACGAAGCAUGUGAGACUUCACGGGCAUGUGAGAUGGGUGGGUGCCACACCACCCAUGCCUGCACUUCUACCACCUGAUAAACAUAGUGUGUUACCACACAUCAAAAAUGGAUCCAAAUCAUCCCCAUCUAAUGUUGCUGAAGCCACAACAAGAGAAAACUUGAGGUUGCAAGGACCCAAGAGCUUAAGUGAGGGGAAUAGGGGGAUAUACGAGGGUGCUGGGGAGCUCCACCCAUGGGAGAACGACAUUGAUCCUGAUGUUACUAGGAUAUACUAUGAUGAAGACCUCCGUCCACUCUUUCUAAAGGUGGAGCAUGCACCUGUCAUCCCUCUACAAUGGCAGAAGAGUGAUAACCUGUUGCCUCUCCAGUUGGCAGAUGUUGAGGUGACAGGUGCAGGUGUGGCACAUGUCAGGGCCCACCUGCUGAGACGCAGGACCUGGUUCACCCUCAUCUCCCACAACACUGAUGACAACACUCUCGUCUCCCUUGUCAAGCCAGCCAAGUUGUUCUCCAGAAGUAUUAAUGAACAACUGGUGCGUGAGGGGCUGGCCCUAACAGCACCCAUGGACCUAGAGCUGCAUCACGACCCUUGUUACAUCAAACACUACAAGCGACUUCUCCAAGCUCAGGAAUAUGCUGAGAAGAAGCAGCUGGGUAUGUGGAAGCUGCCUAAGGAACAACGUGGGGGCUUCCUACAACUACUGUGGUGCAAGAUUCGAUCAUUAGUGGCCAGGAAGAAGCAGUAAUGAAUGAAUAGUGUGUGUGGAGAGCAUAUCGCAUGGCUACAACCAAUGUAGUGCUCAAAAUGGUGUGCCAAACAUAAGCGUUAAGCAGAAACUUAACUCAAUAACUGCAAUAUUCCACCCAUGUUUUUUUUUAUUGUAAUCCUCAAUCAGAAAUGCUGUUCUUAAUUAACCCAUUUGUUAAUGCCAAUACUAUAACACAUUUGCAAAUUGCUACCAAAAAUUCAGAAAAUAGUUUCCAUUACUUUGAUAACAAUGAGUUUCCUUCAAGCUUAAUCAUCUCAGGUUUUAAUCACAUGUAUUGUAUUAUGUAUGUUAACUAUGUACAGUAUAUAUUAUGGUACAUUAUUUAUAUAGAAAAUAGCAUUUAAUAUUAGGCUUAACGCGGUUUCACUUAACGCGGUUUCACUUAACGGGAUUUCUCAUAUACGCGGUGCCUCGCCAGA